AUGGCCCGGGGAGCCCGCACUCAUGACUACGAAGACGAAGAUGAUAUAUACAGCGGGGAGCGAGAUCCAUAUCGCUCUCGACCCCGACGCAGUCGCGAUCGCCAUUAUGUGAAAGAUCGGAGCUAUGUUCGUCGGAAUUCGAUACCCCCUCCGAUAGAAAAGAUGGAAAGGCUCCGUGUUCGUGAUCACCCGCCGCCUGACAGGACUCGAGACUAUCUUGACGACGGACUGGCUGAAACGAGUGAAGUGGACGACAUUGAGGUCCCACCUGAGGAUUUGCUGAGUGACCUUGAGACUCCCAGAGGCUCUGGCCGCAGAUCCUAUGCACGACGCCCUCCGCGUGUGGUUGUCCCGGAGGAGGAUUUGCUUCCUCCGCAGGAUUCAGAUGGCAGACUUACAGAUACGGGGUCUGAGAGAGACGCACCACCCCGAAGGAGAGAUGUGUACACACGGCGCCGCAGACGGACACGAGCACCCAAACAUCAAGCAGAUGAGAUAUACUCUGGAGGGGAUGAGAUGACACCUGAGGGCCAUAGACGCGCUCGGAGUGGCCUCCGGUAUCCUCCAAUCUCGCGAAGACGACCGAAGCCUGGUUAUCACACAGACCUUGAAGACGAAGACGACCAUGGCAUAGCUUUUCCUCCCUCCCGGAGCACGAUAGUCAAAGGAAGGGCCGACUUGUGGCCAGGGGACAACAGGACCUUUGGAAAUAUCGACAGUCCAGAAUCAAUAUCUCGGGGACACAGACGACCGUUUGAAAAACACAGUGAUAGAUUCGAACCAAGAAACCAUGAAGAGCUAUCGUCCCCCGAAUCUGAAGACUCUGCAGAAUUCUCGGGGGCUCCUAUGCCCCCUAUGCCUCCGGGUCGGAGUUCACAACACUUGCGUGUUCCCGAAGAAGACCUCAAGAGGGAAAUACUCAUUGAGCCACGGGAAGAGACCGGCAUCCCAUCUCCACUACGCAACCCAUCGCCCGAUAUCCCCGGCCGUCGAAUGAAAGAGAAAAUUUCUAUACCUCGCUCGAGGGUGGAAUCUCCAAGUCGUGGACCCGACACCAUGGCUCGGGAGUCCCGGCACAGCGACAAUAGCAUCGCUGAGCAAAUCGCCGACGAGAUUACCGCAAAAGAAGCAGCAGAUCAUUGGGCGAUUGUGAACGCUGCGCCAAAAUCUCAAAGCUCCGCCAGAGACCGCAGCACCAGCCAGGAAGCUCCACCCUCGCGCCAUCGAGAACGGAAGAUGAAGUUCACUGCGAACGAUGAGCGACACUCGGGAGAUGACACGGACUAUGGUCGUGCACGAGUAGCGCGCCGAUAUGUCGGGGUGAAGGAGAAAAAGGAACGGCUCUGGACUGAAAUCACGAAAGAUUUGGUCGUGAAAGAGGCAAUCGAGAGGAUGGGGUUUGAGUAUGAGGAAACGGUGACCUCUUACUUUAUCUUCUCGUACCUUCAAUAUGACGACGUCUCGGCUUUGGUUGAACUGUCGGAGGAUAUUCGGGCUGCGCGUCGCCGACGCAUUCAAGAACUGGACCGGAGGAGAGGUUCUGUACCUCCGAUGCCUCUGCGAGAUGAACCGUUAGUAUCUAUGGAACCUUCUCGGCGCCGACAUCGGGAUGGAAAGAGGCCGAAGGACCGGGAGAUCAGAGAUGAUAGCCCGGGGAGGCGCGAGUACGAAAGACAGUAA
Molecule: messenger RNA, 1680 nt
Organism: Aspergillus terreus NIH2624
Lineage: Eukaryota; Fungi; Ascomycota; Eurotiomycetes; Eurotiales; Aspergillaceae
Exons: 3
Coding region: 1-1680 (559 amino acids)
Source: RefSeq, a predicted model, not a curated record